AUGACUUGGAUUUUUAUAGCAUAAAUUUGUAAUAUCAGUAAUCUAAUUAGGCCUUCAAAAUCCNUACAUUAACGAAGGGAUGGAGGAAGUCUAAUUUAGUGAAGCCAGAGAAGAAUUAGCAAUUCUUGAAAAAGAUUAUGAAGAAGUUAACUUGUCAGUAAUCGAUGAAGAAAUAGAUAAACCACCAGAAUGA
Paramecium pentaurelia is the source of this 193-nucleotide messenger RNA. Lineage: Eukaryota; Ciliophora; Oligohymenophorea; Peniculida; Parameciidae. The record is from the annotation of a GenBank genome assembly.